Messenger RNA from Diachasma alloeum, 2694 nucleotides. RefSeq lists its product as uncharacterized. The record is from RefSeq and is a predicted model, not a curated record. Gene Ontology annotation, molecular function: nucleic acid binding. NCBI's taxonomy places the organism in Eukaryota, Metazoa, Arthropoda, Insecta, Hymenoptera, Braconidae. The transcript is spliced from 2 exons. Gene Ontology annotation, biological process: DNA integration. Bases 1 to 2694 code for a protein of 897 amino acids.
AUGGAAAGAGACAAAGUGUUAACCUCUAUCGACCAAUCAGACUGGGCAACUCCAGCAAUUUUCGUUAAAAAACCAAAUGGAACGAUACGAGUGGCAGGUGACUACAAGGUCACUGUCAACUCCUGCAUCAAGUCAUCAGAGUACCAACUGCCAUCAUCAGCUGAAGCCAUGGCGACGCUGAAUGGGGGAACAAUCUUCUCCCAAAUAGACCUGAAGAAUGCUUACAAGCAGUUACGAGUUGAUGAGGAGACAGCAAAUACACUGACCCUCAGCACACCCAAGGGUCUAUACAAGGUAAAUGUACUUUUGGAUGGUCUAAAUAUUGCCCCCAGAAUCUUUCAAAAAUUCUUGGUAACGCGUCUACAGGACAUCCCAGGAGUAUUGAUAUACUUGGAUAAAAUAAAAAUCCAAGGAUCCACCAAGGAAGAACAUGACAUACGGUUGAGGGAAGUACUACGACGUCUGGAAAUCGCCAAUCUUCGUAUCAAUCGUGAGAAAUGUGUCGUGGGAGUAGAAAGCAUGGAAUUCUUGGGAUAUGAGGUAUCCAGCCAAGGGAUCCGGCCACUAAAGAAGAAAAUAAAAGCAAUUGUCAAAAUGCCGGCUCCAACCAACGUGAAAGAGCUACAAGCAUUCCUAGGCAGCGUCAACUUCCACAAUCAAAGUCUCGCAGACAGGGCCAAUAUCGCAGAGCCCCUACAUCGAUUGUUGGAAAAGAAGACCAGCUGGAAUUGGACUGAACGUCACCAGGAAGCUUUCACGAGACUGAAACAGCAUCUGGCAUCAGCACCGAUCUUAUGCCACUACGACGAGUCCAAGCCCAUCAUCGUGGCAGCCGACGCAUCACCGUAUGGAAUCGGAGCCAUACUAUCCCAUGUGGAUAAAAAUAACAUUGAACACCCAGUAGCCUUCUCGUCGAAAACGCUAUCAGCAACCCAACGAAAUUAUUCACAGCUGGAACGAGAGGCGCUGACCCUAAUACACGCAGUCACACAUUACCACCAGUACCUAGCAGGCAGGAAAUUCAAAUUGAUCACAGAUCACAAACCACUGCUGGGGAUAUUCAAUCCAAAUCGUCCAACUCCGGAAAUCAUUUCCCCAAAGCUGAUAAGGUACCUUAACACAUUGAGAGCCUACGAGUAUGAAUUGGAAUAUCGAGAGGGACGAAAAAAUGGUAACGUGGACACACUCUCACGCCUACCUCUGGAGGGGAAUUUUGAGGAGGAGGAGGAGGAGACAUAUGGAGAAGUCCUAAUGAUAGAAAACGUCACUAGAGACCCAAUCACUCACCGAGAAAUUGCUGAGGAAACAAAGAAGGAAGAAACCUUGCGGCAAGUGAAGACAUGGCUCCAACGGGGUUGGCCAGGCAAAGUUCCACCUCAAUACACACACUUCUCCAAAAAAAUAAUGGAGUUAUCGAUUUAUAAAGAGUGCAUCAUCUGGGGACACCGAGUCGUCAUACCGACCACUCAACGUAAACAAAUGCUUAAAUAUUUACACGCCAAUCAUCCGGGAAUCUGUGGAACAAAAGCAGCAGCACGAUCCUACGUUUGGUGGCCAGAAAUCGACCAGGACAUCGAAACAAUGGUGAAAAAUUGCCAAGAAUGCAUGGAAGUACUAUCAGCCCCAGCGAAGACACCCACACAACCAUGGGUAGCACCAGACAAACCAUGGACUCGCUUACACGUUGACUUUGCUGGGCCUAUGGCAGGACCGACAUUCCUGAUAGUCGUGGACUCAACUACGAAAUGGCUGGAGGUCAAACGGGUGAGUUCACCAAAUUCUCUCAAUGUAAUCAAAGUACUGCGAGCACUCUUCGCAACAUUUGGCAUUCCAGACACCAUCGUGUCAGAUAAUGGAACAGCCUUCACAUCUGAGGAAAUAAAAGCCUUCUACCAGAGAAAUGGGAUCAAAGCCAUGUACAUCGCACCGUAUAACCCACAAGCAAACGGCCAGGCGGAGAGAAUGGUCCAAACAGCAAAACGCUCAUUGAAAAAAUUGAAUGAAGGCGAUUGGGAACUCAAGCUAGCUCGUAUAUUGCUUAAACAACACAGUACACCAUCCACAUCCACCGGAGCCUCACCAGCAGAGCUCAUGAUGGGAAGAAAACUACGUACAGCACUAGACAAACUCCCCCCAAACAACGAACAUGAAACCAACAAGGGGUACGACUCAGUAAAAAUACGGAGACUUCACCCCGGGGAUAAAGUCAGAAUGAGGACAUACCGAACAGCAGGACCAACAUGGAUAGUAGCAACAGUGCAGGAGGCACUGGGCAACCGAAACUAUCUCGUAAAAGAGAGAGAAACAGGACUGAUUCACAAACAAGAAAUCAAUCAGCUCGUUCAGCUUCCGAGAGAGCAAGACGAGACACCCGACACAACUGACAGAAAACACAAAAAGAAAACCAUCAACACUCAAUUCUACACUGAGGAGAAGCCGGACACAGAGCAGGAGGACUCCGAUGAAUCUCAAGCGAGGGGGAAGCAGACGAAGGACAGGAAGAUGAAGAACAAGCACACAACCAAUGACGAAAAAGACCAAGACGCCAAUGCGUUGGGAAUGGUAGAACCCGUUAUAGAGACAGCAUACGGGAGUCAAGCAUCGUCGAAGGUCUUCCCUAGAAAAAAGGAAAACAAACGACCCGGGGAGGAAAAACACAUCCAGAAGGGGAGAGAUGUCACAUACGUGACCUAA